This is a messenger RNA of Eimeria tenella, 756 nucleotides long. RefSeq lists its product as uncharacterized. The coding region runs from base 1 to 756 and encodes 251 amino acids. The transcript has 3 exons. Lineage: Eukaryota; Apicomplexa; Conoidasida; Eucoccidiorida; Eimeriidae. The record is from RefSeq and is a predicted model, not a curated record.
AUGCUCUCCACCGCCGGCCUUGGGCCACUAUGCAUGCAAAGCAGCGAGUUUGAGACAGAGCAGCAGCAGCAGCAGCAGCAGCAGCAGCAGCCGCGGCAGCAGCAGCAGCAACCUCAGAGCGGAUCGCAGCAGCUGCAGCUGAAGCAGCAGCAACCGCGGCUGCAGCAACAGCAGGCACAGCAGCAGCGUCGAGGGAGGCAAGAAGGGAAGCAACCACAAGAGCCGCUGCCGCAGCAGCAGCAGCAGCAGCAGCAGAAGCAACAGCAGCAGCAACAGCAGCAACAGGAGCACAUGCUAGCCAUGAGCGCUGGAGCAGUAACGCUUCGAGGUCAUGAAUACGUCUCGCCGCAGCUGCUGCAGCCGCAGCAGCAGAAGCAGAAGCAGCUGCAGCAGCAGCAGCAGCAGCCCGUGCUGCACCAGCAGCAACAUGUGAACGAAGAUAUGCAGGAGCGACAGCGCAGCCCAUUGCGACAGCAGCAUCAACACAGCAGCAGCAGCAACAGCAACAGCAGCAACAACAGCAGCAGCAGCAGCAGAAACAGCAGCAGCAGCAGCAAAAUAAGAACAAAACAAAACCAAAGAAAACAGCUGCGGCGUGUCUUCACCUGCGCCCUCCUCACCAGCAGCAGCAGCAGCAGCAGCAGCAGCAGCAGCAGCAGCAGCAGCAGCAGCACGCCGCUGCGCCACAUAUUCAUCGCGGGUGCGGGGGGCACUAUAAAGGGGUCUUCUUCUGGGGGUGUUGCUGCCGCUUCUUGA